AUGGAUUUCUUCAAGAAGAUCGGUGAGCAUGUUGAGCAAGCUCUGAAGAAAGACGACGACGAUGAUGAGAAGCCGCAUCACUCUCAGUCCCAAUCUCAGUCUCAUGGAGGACAGAGCCAACAGUACGGACAGUCUAGCUAUGGAGGACAAGGCCAGCAGUCCUAUGGACAAUCUGGCUAUGGAGGCCAAAGUCAAUAUGGUGGUGACCAGCCGUACGGAGGCGGCCAGAGCCAGUACGGCGGUGGACAGAAUCAGCACGGCGGUGGACAAUCCUAUGGUGGUGGCCAGAGCCAAUACGGUGGCCAAUCCUAUGGCCACUCUCAAGGCUACAAUGAACCACAAAGUCAUGGCUAUCCGCAAAGCCAGGGACAAUACGGACAGUCUCAUGAAGGCUAUGGAAGUCAACAAUCUUACGGAAAUCAAAGCCAGCCUCAAGGAGGCUACAACCGACCCGAAAGCAGCGGUCGCCCUCAAUCCGGCAACCAGUCUCAGUCUCAUGGAGACCACCCGCAUGACGCUGCUGCUCAGUACCUUGAGAGACAACAAGCUAUCAAUCGCUAUCACUCAUUUGCUGGAGAAUCCAAGGGAAAUGUGAAGUGGUACGUUGAUGGUGCCUCAUACUUCUGGGCCGUCUCCCAGGCUCUCGAGCAGGCUCAGGAAAGUAUCUUCAUUCUUGAUUGGUGGUUGAGUCCUGAGUUGUAUCUUCGCCGCCCACCCGCCAAGAACGAGCAAUACCGUCUGGAUCGCAUGUUGAAGGCCGCCGCAGAUCGAGGAGUCAAAGUUUACAUCAUAGUGUAUAAGGAGGUUGAAGCUGCCUUGUCUCUUAAUUCCUCCCAUACUCGUACUGCGUUGGAAGCGUUGCAUCCGAACAUCUAUGUCUUUCGACACCCGGAUCACUACCCCACUGGCUACGACCUUCAACGCGAACUAGGCAAAACAGUUAAAGCCUUGACUAGUUUUGACCUUUUCAAAGCUUCAGGAGACGCUUUGAAGGCUGUUUACGGUACUGCUGGUGAUGUUGUGUUGUACUGGGCUCAUCACGAGAAGCUCUUGGUCAUUGACAACGGCAAGAUAGGUUUCAUGGGAGGACUGGACAUGUGUUUCGGAAGAUGGGAUACAAACAGCCACCCGAUCGCUGACGCCCAUCCGGGUAACCUUGACGAAAUCAUUUUCCCAGGACAAGACUACAACAACGCGAGAGUUUACGAUUUUGCCGACGUCAAAGACUGGAACCAGAACAAGCUUGAUCGCACCAAGAGUUCGAGAAUGGGUUGGUCAGAUGUUGCCCUGAGCAUGAACGGUCCUAUCACUCGUGAUAUGGUUGACCACUUUGUUGACCGAUGGAACUUCAUCUUCAAAGACAAGUACAAGAAGAAGAACCCAGGAAAGUACCAUGCACUUGAAUUGCCUCAACGGCCCGGUGCCGGAGACAGACGCUCCAGAGGCGAGGACGACCAUUUGGGUGGCCUGACUGAACAGUUCAGCCGUGGUAUGAACAGACUCAGAUCUUUUGGAGAACAUGAUGCACCACGACACCAUGGACGUGAAGAGUCUCGAGGCGGCGAUAUGCCUCACAUUCAAAUGAUUCGAAGCUGUGCUGAAUGGUCAUCUGGUCACCCUCUUGAGCGUUCCAUUCAGACUGCUUACAUCGAGUCCAUUAACAAUGCUAAACAUUUCAUUUACAUUGAGAACCAAUUCUUCAUCACCGCUACCGAUGACAAGCAAAGAACUGUUAAGAACAAGAUCGGCGCUGCGUUGGUCGAGCGAAUCGUCCGAGCCGAUCAUGAAGGCCAGCCAUUCCACGUCUGGGUGCUCAUGCCCGCGGUUCCAGCAUUCGCCGGUGAUCUUCACGACGACGGCGCUCUAGGAACUCGAGCCAUUAUGGAAUUCCAGUAUGACUCUAUCAGCCGUGGUGGAAACAGUAUCAUCGAGAAGCUCUGUAAGGCAGGCGUCCGUGAUCCUAGUAGAUACAUCGGCUUCUACAACCUCCGCAACUUUGAUCGCAUCAACACUUCUAGGACAAUGGCUGAAGCAGAGGCCCGUACUGGUGUCUCUUACGAAGAUGCUCGAAAGGAGAAGGAGCGUGAAUUGGGCGGAUACCCGGACCAGAGUGCAGGAAGGGCAGCGCAACAGCAGUAUCAAGAAAGCCGCGGCGACUUCUCCGGCUCUCGACAAGAGGGUGGGUAUCAAAACCGAGGAUAUGGUGAACGUUCUGAGCGAGACGACUACCAUCAAGACUCUCAGCGAGGUUAUGGUGACAGUGGUAGAAGACAGGACGAUGACUACCGCGGAGGUCACUCAGGUAGACGUGGAAGCGAUAGCGACGACGAUCGCCGCCGUGGUGAUCACCGUCGGGGCAACAGACGCGAUAGCGACAGUGAUGACGACCGCCGACGUGGCGAUCACCGUAAGGGCAACAGACGCGGUAGCGACAGUGACGACGACCGCCGACGUGGUGAUCAUCGUGGAGGUAAUAGGCGAGGUAGCGAUAGCGAUGAUGAUCGACGACGUGAUAACUACGGUCAACAGCAGCGCGAUCCCUACGCCCACCCAGGAGCUGACCCACGCUUCCAGAGACAAGGAGAUUAUUCUCAACAUGGCCAGCGUGAUCCAUACGGCCACCCUGGAGCCGAUCCUCGCUUCGAGUCAAGGCCUCAAGGAGGCUAUUCGCAGCAAGGCUACGGCGGCAGAGACGAGUAUCAAGGUGGUUACUCUCAGCAGAGCCACGGCGGCCGUUCUGACUACGACCGACCUCAGCAUCAGGAGUACUCCAGCUCCUCUCGAUACGACGAGCGACCUGAGCAGUCGAGAUAUGAUGAACGACCUCAAGGUCAAUACCAAGGAGGCUACUCCGGCUCCUCAGGCCAUGACAGCCGACCUCAGCAGCAGCUGCACCAACAGUACCAGCAAGGAGCACAGCAAGUUGGAGACCACACUCUUGAUACAGUCAGUGCUUGCUACAUGGACAACGGUCCUCGAAUCACUGAUCUCCGCUGGGACGGCAACCCCGAGGAUGAAAUCAACGCCUUCGUCUCAGAGGAGCUGUACAUCCACAGCAAGUUGCUCAUCGUCGAUGACCGUCUCGUCAUAUGUGGUUCAGCCAACUUAAACGACCGCUCCCAACUCGGAGACCACGACUCCGAAAUCGCCGUCGUGAUCGAAGAUCCCACUCCCUGCGAGUCUUACAUGAACGGCCGUCCAUACACGGCCUCCCGCUUCGCCAGCUCUCUGCGUCGCUUCCUUUUCCGCAAGCAUCUCGGCCUCAUCCCCGAUCAGCGCUGGGACAAGCCCGAUCAGAACUGGACGCCUGUAGACCGCGAUCCUAACCACUACGACUGGGGUUCACCAGCCGAUCUUCUCGUGCGCGAUCCUCUGCACCCCGACUUCCACCGUCUGUGGACCAACACCGCUCGCGUCAACACCGAAACAUUCGAUAGAGCGUUCCACCCCGUGCCUACCAACAGAGUUAGGACGUGGAAGGAGUACGAUACUUUCUUCUCGCAGUACUUUAUCAUCCCAGGUAAGAAGGACCAGGAUGUCAAGGCGGAGAUGAAGAAGGGCAAGGUUGAGUACGGCCACAUUGUGAAGUCUGAGUUCCCUGGUGGUGUGCAGGAGGUUAAGCAGUGGCUUGGUCGCAUUCGUGGAACGCUUGUUGAGAUGCCUCUUGAUUUCUUGGUUGAUGCUGGAGAUAUUGCAAAGGAGGGUUUGGCGCUUAACAGUCUUACUGAUGUGCUUUACACUUGA
Messenger RNA from Fusarium coffeatum, 3744 nucleotides. RefSeq lists its product as uncharacterized. The transcript has 9 exons. Gene Ontology annotation, molecular function: catalytic activity. The record is from RefSeq and is a predicted model, not a curated record. NCBI's taxonomy places the organism in Eukaryota, Fungi, Ascomycota, Sordariomycetes, Hypocreales, Nectriaceae. The coding region runs from base 1 to 3744 and encodes 1247 amino acids. Gene Ontology annotation, biological process: cell motility.